Molecule: messenger RNA, 1188 nt
Organism: Sphenostylis stenocarpa
Lineage: Eukaryota; Viridiplantae; Streptophyta; Magnoliopsida; Fabales; Fabaceae
Source: the annotation of a GenBank genome assembly
AUGCUAGUUGGAAAGGAUGCACUAGUUGGUGAUGUUCCAGAAUUGAUCAAAUUAUCUCUGUUCAAAGCUUCAGGUUCCGAAGAUGAUGAAGGUUCUAAUUUUGAGUCCUUGGUUUCUUCUCAUUCCUCUGGUUUCGGGAAUGAUAUGGUAUUGGACAACAACGAAGAGAACAAUGACUUCAUUUUCAGUGGAAUUAAGGAAGAAAAUACACAUAGACUAAGUUUUAAUAACUACUUAGACAUUCUGCAAUUUUAUGAUGAUGGAGAGAAGAUUCAUAAAAAGGAUUUGAAGAGGGAGAAGCGAAAAAUCUUGAGAUAUAAGCCUGGAGCAUGGAUUGAGAAGGUUGGUGGCUUAGAGAAAAGUGAUUAUGAUGUACCAAAGACAACAUGCCUGUUAAUGGUUGGGCCAAGUGGAUCGGAUAACUCAUUUACAGAGAAUGGAACAUACUUCCUCCAGGAGUAUAUGAUGCCGAGAUAUUCAAAUUCUUUCUGUUUAUAUGAUACACGUGGUUUGUCAGAUAACUUGGACAGAUAUGACAAUAUUAGAAUGUUGGAGGAUUGGAUGACAGAAGGUGUUCGCCAUGGAGAGCUUGUUCUCAGGGAAACAGAUAAUGAGAGAUUGAGGAAAAGUUUGGAAAGUAAAGUUCACAAGAAAGAUCACUCCAGUCAGACCAGAAAAGUUAAUUUUGUAAUAUAUGUUGUUAAUGCUCUUCUGGUUGUGAAUGCAAUGAACGAUUCUAGUGACUCAGAGACAGAUUAUAUUGAAACAAUUGUUUCUACUUUCAAUUACCCAUCCCUAUCAUUUAAAGAUGACAAACCGGUACUUGUUUUCACUCAUGGGGAUCUCCUUUCACGCACUGAGCGUGCUCAUGUUCGUGGACGUCUGGGAAAGUUAUUAGGAAUUCCACCCACCAAGCAAAUUUUUGACAUCCCAAAUUCUGAUUGUCCAGCAACUGAGUCUGCCAUAAUUGGAAUGCUACGAUAUAGUCUUGCCCAUGCAGACAGAAAUCUUCCUCAGAAAUGCAAGGUCCUUGGGUAUAAGGUUCAUAAAUUUUUUUCACCAGUAUACAUGAUUUUCCUGAUUCUGGGGAUAGGAGUUGCAAUUGGUAUGGGACAAAGAGCAGAAGUACACGUUCCAUUUUCAAAAACAAAAUUUCUCAAUAAUAAUAGUGGCAUAUUCCAAAUAUGA